Molecule: messenger RNA, 450 nt
Organism: Aphanomyces invadans
Lineage: Eukaryota; Oomycota; Saprolegniomycetes; Saprolegniales; Verrucalvaceae
Exons: 1
Coding region: 1-450 (149 amino acids)
Source: RefSeq, a predicted model, not a curated record
AUGUCGACACAGACCAAGCGACGCAACUUUACCGAGCAGGAGGACAUCAUGCUACUGCGCCAGGUAUCGCUUGAAAUGCCCUUCCAGACACGCCAUGGCCAAGUUAUGGAACGGUGGGCAGCCGUCGCAUCGGCGCUGCAGGGUUCGGGCGAGUUCACCCGGGACGACAUCGACGCCAAACGUGCAUGCAAUCGCUUCAUGCUGUUGUUGGACGGCCACCGCAGAAUCAACAAGGAGUCCCAACGCGCGUCUGGUGUGUCCGAAGAAGUCGGAGAGAAGACGAUUCUUCUGGACGACUUGAUGGUUGCGUACGACGACACCAAAGUGGUCGAGGCUCAGCUUGCGGACGAAACCCGUGAGGCUGCUGACCAUGCCGAAGCAAUGGGGAGCUUUAUAAGAGCCGAGGCCAUGAAGUCCAUGGGGCCGAGGCAGAUAGUGGUGCUGGUGUAG